CGUCCUCGUCCUCCUUUUGCUGGCGUCUGCAAUCCGUGCUCCUGCUCCAGAUUAUUGGUUUUUGCGUCGCCAGAGAGGGUUGUCGCAGCGUUGCAUCGCGUUUGGAUUCGUCAGUCGCAGUUGGGUUGUUCUCAGUUUCAUCGGGAGUGGUCGCAUUGUGGAUUACACCCAAUUUGGACAUGGUUUGUGUGGUACGAGGGGGCAAGUGCGCCAGCAGAUCAGCACCCGUGCCGGCGUCAGCUAUGGCCCAGCAACAGAGUUGAGGUGGAAGUACAAUCGUCAGUCGAGGAUGCAGGUCUCUGUGUCGUCAAUGAGAUGAUACAUGUAGGAAUAGUUUUGGGUGAUGGUAGUGGGUAUUACGUUCUCUUGGUAGUUGGGUAUUUCAUGGUCCAUCACGCAAUAGCUGACGACAGAGUUAGGACUCGCGCUCGGUAGCACAGGACGCUAUCCAACAAUUCCAAGCGCGCAGUCAUCGACAUUGAAUGCCCUCUGAGGGGGUAGAUGUAGGAGGGAUGUCUGACGGAGAUCACCUCGUGCAUGCCCAAUCCCUUCAAUUACAUCACAACCUUCACCCACAGAGUUUGAGUCAUGGAUUAGGUCACGCACAGCAUGCCAUGCGUGAGAUGCACGUGCAUGGUCAUGGCGAAUCAGAAGGGCACGGGCAGGCUAGGGGGGACCAACAAGUCCAGGAUCAUCUAGAGGUCGAUCAGGUUCAUAACCAUCAUGGCCAUCACGGGCACGGGAUGCAUAAUAAGGAGGAAAAUGGAGUAGAAGUGGAAGAGCAUGACGAUGACGCUGGAGACGAGGAGGGUCUAGAUGAGGCCGACAUGCAUUCUGAUGGCGGUGGCAACCCGGGUGAUGGGCCUACUCCCCUGGCUGUACGCACGCAGGGCUCCACACAGCUCACCUUAUCUUAUCAGGGUGAAGUCUAUGUGUUUGACACCGUGCCUCCUAAGAAGGUCCAGGCUGUGCUUCUUUUAUUGGGCGGCCGCGAGAUACCUCCAGGCAUGUCGGGUGUCAAUAUGUUCAGCCAUCAUCACAAGGGGCUGACAGAGCUACCGGCACGAAUGAACAUGCCACAAAGGCUAGCAUCUUUGACAAGAUUUCGGGAGAAGCGCAAAGAGCGGUGUUAUGAUAAGAAAAUUCGGUAUACUGUUCGGAAAGAAGUUGCCCAAAGGAUGCAGCGCAAGAAAGGCCAGUUUGCCUCUUCAAGACCAACCCAGGAAGAGGGUGCUCCUGUUGCUAACUGGGAUGGUACCCUAGCCCCUGGACAGACUGUAGCACCGGGAGUUCAUCCAGAAGUCACGUGUGUACAUUGUGGAAUUGGUGAGCGGUCCACUCCAAUGAUGCGACGAGGACCUGCUGGACCUCGCACAUUAUGCAAUGCUUGUGGUCUUAUGUGGGCUAACAAGGGUGUAUUGAGAGAUUUGUCCAAGAACCUUUCGAUUACUGCUGGAGGGCAGCAGCAGCUCAUGCUGCAUCCACAGCAAAUCCUGCAGCAACAGCAGCACCAGGUGGCGGGCUUGCAGGGUAGUGUAGACAAUGCUCCUCAAGGGGUGGAUGUACAGGGAAGCCAACAGAGGGAAGGGGACGUACAGAAGGAUAUGGCAUCUAUAGUAACAGCUGAUGGAGGUCCUGUUCUUGCCGCUGGAUAACCCCCAUAAACUUGCCAUGCACUUUGAACAUCCAUCCUCAUCAAUUGAUUGUAUUUUUAUUUUCAUCUUUCUUGUUUUUGUUGAUGCCCUUGGAAGCCUACAUGGGAUGUAUUGUACUGCAGUAGGUGAUGUGUUCUUAACAUACGGAAGGUUUGUGAGGCUGCUCACAAUGUUAUGUCUGUCCCAUAUGUGGGAACUGAUUUCAAAGACAUAGUGCUUCUAUUUCAACUGCAAACUCUGGAACGAAGUUGUAAUAUAUAUGGAUGGGGGACUGAUGAUAGGUCGAGGUGGGACCUCUAAGGUUUUGCAUUGCCAACCAUUGACCUACUAUUUCAUGGGGGUGUAUUUAAUUUUUGGUAAAAUUAAGGAGAUUUUCCGAUCCUUGAA
Physcomitrium patens is the source of this 2042-nucleotide messenger RNA. Its product is annotated as GATA transcription factor 24. The record is from RefSeq and is a predicted model, not a curated record. Gene Ontology annotation, molecular function: zinc ion binding; sequence-specific DNA binding; protein binding. NCBI's taxonomy places the organism in Eukaryota, Viridiplantae, Streptophyta, Bryopsida, Funariales, Funariaceae. Gene Ontology annotation, biological process: regulation of DNA-templated transcription.